UCCAACAAAACUCAAUGAAAAUAUAAAAACUCAACGAUUUAAAACACACAAACGUCAUAAUACAACAAUAAUAUGGUUACUCACAAGAUUCAGCCCCAGAUGCAAAGCAUUUUAAUGAAUUAUGUACUAUUUAAACCAGUGAACAUGCAUUUUGCUUCUGUAUAUUGUUUGAACACCAUUCUAUUGUAUGCUAUUAGUGUUUUGUAAUCCAUGUAAACACAUUAUGGAUUCUCAUCAUAUGUUUGUUUUAUUUCGAAAUAGCAUAGCUUCCAGUCUUCUUUAGUUUCCUGUUUACAGAUGUUGAUAAGAAAAUGUCUGCAAAAUACACACGUCUGUCCACUGAAGAGAGCGACCCUGGGGUAGCCUUCGACUUCUCUUCGUACAGCACUUAUGCUGGAAGCAGCAGAUUUGAUGAGCAGUACAAGUCGAUAUUUUCUUACGGGGACGAACAGAUAAAGGACAAAAACCUUUCUCUUAGCGUAGUGAAGGAGCCCAUGCUAUCUAGACUUUGCCGGUUCUUCAUCACUGCACUCUGUGUCCUGCUGUGCAUUGCAACAUUCCCUGUAUCAGCGUUUUUUGUUAUAAAGACGGUGUCAGAAUGUGAGCGACUGGUGAUAUUCAGACUGGGACGUCUGCAAAAAGUUCGAGGACCAGGUGUGAACCUGGUGCUGCCCUGUAUAGACCGUGUGAAGAAGGUUGAUGUGAGAAUCAAGGCCUUCAAUGUGCCACCUUUGCAGCUUAUUACAUCCGAUGCUGGAAUAAUAGAACUUGGAGCAGAUGUGUAUUACAAAAUCUCAGACGCAGUGAAAUCCGUAACCAAUAUCCAGGAUGUAAACUCGGCAUUACGAGGUCUGGUGCGAAACGCUGUGAUGAGCUCGCUGACAAAACACAACCUGCAGGAUAUUGAUGAGAAAAAGAACACGCUGCUGGAUAAAAUACAGACUGACUGUAACCAGGCGGCUGUGACUUGGGGUGUGUGCAUCGAGAGAAUUCAACUGUCCCCAAUCAAGGUCCUGCAGGCAGCGCAGGAGCAAGGGGCCCUGAAGGGGCUGGGAGGUCAGCAGGGGCUGUCCCAGGUGUUCCAACAGCUAGCCCAGGCAUUACUGGGCCCAGGAACAUCUCCUGGCGGCCCUGUGCCCACCUCCCAGUCUCAGGUCACCAUAGAGAUGGGUGACGGCUCAGGGGCAGCUGGGACGGGUAGUGAAGAGGCAGUCUCCACGUCGACUGUUACCCCGGCAACUCUGGUGGACCUGGUGAGGGGAGUUCUCAGCGAGUCUCUGGUGCUGAGUGUGGACGCAGUCUACCAGUUUGAGCUGUCAGGGAGCAGUGGGGGCGUGUUUUACUUGGAUCUAAAGCACGGUAAAGGAUCCGUUGGAGUGGGACCAGACCCCGGACACAAUCCAGACGUGACCUUGGGGCUCUCAGUGUCUGACAUGCAGAGCAUGUUCACAGGGAACCUAAAGCCUCUGUCGGCGUACAUGAGCGGGCGACUGCUGGUGUCAGGUGACCUUUCUGCAGCCACCCGCCUGGAGGAGGUCAUGGAACGUGUGAUCAGCAAGACUACCAACAGCACGGUGGCAGGGCAUACUGUCGUGAACAUAUGAACAUGUGGUUGGAAUAGCACAGUGGAGGGGUAUAACAUCGUCCCCACUGGGAGGGCGUUUAUUAGAUUAAAUCUGUUGGUAGAAUGGUUGGUCUGUCUGUCCCCAUACAAUGUUUAAAGUUUGUAGAGCAAAGUACUUCAACAUUGCUCAGUGGAUGAAAUUGAAACUUAAAAAAUAUCAUCAUGAAAAGCAGGUUUUCCAGAAACUUCUUUAUUCCCAGUGAUCCACAUGUUCUGGAGUUAUUGACAAAUGGUGCAACGGUCACGUUUGUGACAAAGCUGUAGGUUUGUUUAGAACAACAAUGCAAAUAUUAUCCCAUGGUGUUUUGUGAUAAAAAUGUCUGCAUUUGUCUGCUGGGCCCAUAAUCCCCUGUCAUUUAAUUGACUCAAGUUUUACUAAACCAUUUCAACUUAAAUUGGUUGGAGAAUACAGUAUUGGCCUAACUGCGAGAAAUGUUGUCAAAAUUGCUCAUGUUAUCAUUCCAUGUCACUCCAUGUAGUUGUACCAUUUUUACAAUAAGUAUACAAUGUUUUAUAUUGGAUGUAUUUUUUCUGAAAAGAAUUAUAUGUCUUGUAAGCAUAUAAAUUUGUGUAAAUCUAUGUGCCAAAACCAUCUAGUAUAUUGAUGUUAUUUUUUUAAUGAAGAAAUCGGAACGAAACCGGAAUUUCCUACAAAAAUGUUCUUUUUUCCUCCCUACACGUUUUUUGGGGAGUAUAAUGGACUCAACAUUUGUUUUCAUUUAGUUUUUUAUUCUGGAGGUUUUCUAGUCCAAACAAUGGAAUGAAACUCAUUGGAGCUUAUUUAGGUGUACAUGUACACUGAUCCAGGACCUUCUGCUUUUAUUAUAAAUUUAUAGAUUUAUCGGACUCAGUAGAUAUUUGAAAAAGCAUUACGUUUGUAAUUUUGUCUCGGAGUAUUACUCCACGACUACUGAACUUUUUCUUAUUUAAUGUAACUUAAUGUUAAGCUUCAUUACCAAAAAGAGGUGUGCACUAAACCAAGAUGAUUUUCCCCGAGAUUUUUUGAAGGGUUUUUUAAAUGUGAAUAUUCUGUAAAUUUCUCCAUUCUCCGCUUAUAGUUGCCAAAAUAUAAAAAUUCAAUGAGAGUGCAUGUUAUAUGUAUGUUCCAAGGCAGUUUCCACAGUUUUAUUAAUGAAUUUGACUUUAAUUUAUUAUUUAAUGACAAACAAGCAAAUUUAUUGAAUUGAUAUCUUCGCCAAAUUAAUUUUGUUUGUACGUGUAGAUGGCUGAAAAUCCCUCAAUGUAUGGUAGAAUCCUAACAAAAAAAGGGAUAUAUUUAAUUCAAAAUUUUUAACAUUUGACCUCAGUGUGUGACCUUGACCAUAGAGACUGGAGUCUUAACUGUUACAAACUUCAAGAUAAAAAUAAUAAUUGUAGACAAUUAUUACAGAAUCCUUUGAUUCAUAGUGAAGUAAUGGCAAAAUAAUGAAUAAUUCAUCAAAUGUGUUACCUUGACCUUGCCUCUAAGGUUAUUUAUCUUCCAAGUGACUCAGCCAGAGGAAAGAGAAUGAUGAUGUAUGGUAGAAUCCUACCAAAAUAAGGAAUGUUUAAUCACACUUUGUAACAUUUGACCUAUUAAAGUGUAUGACCUCAAAAUUGUGACCUUUACCCUAGAGACCAAAGUUUUACCUGUGACACACAGCCAGACAAGGGAGAACAAUUGUAGAAAGUUAUUACAGAAUUCCUUGAGGCACAGUGAAAUAGUGGCUAAAUUAUGAUUAAUUCAUAAAAUUUGUGAUUUUUAACCUCAAUGCGUGACCUUGUCUCUAGUGUUAUGGGUCUUGUUUGUGACUCAGACCAAGAUAUUGAGAACAAUUGUGGUAAGUUGCAUGGCUGUGGUUCAUAUGUUAUUGAAGAUACAUCUCAAGACAGACACAAUCCUGUAUGAAAUGGGAAUUUUCAAGUUAACCCCCCCCCCCUCAAUAACUCUGUUAUUUGCAAAGGGAUUGUGACAGCAUUUGAUGUGCAUCAUCCUCUUUAUCAUCCAUUUAGACACUCAAGUUUAUAUGGCAUUGACCAAAGCAGUUCCGAGAUAUGACUCGGCACAAAGGUGUUCAGGAUAGACAUGAGUACGAAAGGACAGAGAAACGCCGAAACAAUACACCUUGUUCUACGAGAAUUCAGUUUUCUUUGAAAUUAUUGCAUUUAUCAGUAUUUAUAUCCCUGGUUUACCAUUCUUGAAAUCCUAUCCAUUCAAAGUUAUCAUCACUGGGUAUUAUUUUCGUUUUGUUGCUUUGUCAAGUUAACACACCUGUCACCUACAGGCUGAAUGACUCCCCAAAUAAAUAUCACUUAGCUAAAAAUUAGUAUAGUGUCAACUGAUUAAAAUCAGAACAUACAUAUUACAUGCAUUCUCAUUGCUAAAUAUUUUAAGUUUUAAGAAAGCUGGAGACUAACGAAUGUUUAUAAGCUUGGACCAUGUGUAUUUGUUGUACACAAUAUUGUACUUUUUUAAUUUUUUAUUUAUUUUAUAUGAUAAACAUUAUCCUGUUAAGUUGAUAUAUAUUAUUGUUUGCUUCUUAUUUUAGUAAUCACUUUGUUAAUAAAAUUGUUUGAAAACAG
This is a messenger RNA of Dreissena polymorpha, 4186 nucleotides long. RefSeq names its product stomatin-like protein 1. The record is from RefSeq and is a predicted model, not a curated record. The transcript has 10 exons. Gene Ontology annotation, cellular component: plasma membrane. Lineage: Eukaryota; Metazoa; Mollusca; Bivalvia; Myida; Dreissenidae. The coding region runs from base 312 to 1604 and encodes 430 amino acids.